Gregarina niphandrodes is the source of this 858-nucleotide messenger RNA. RefSeq names its product putative transmembrane protein. Lineage: Eukaryota; Apicomplexa; Conoidasida; Eugregarinorida; Gregarinidae. The transcript has a single exon. The record is from RefSeq and is a predicted model, not a curated record. Bases 1 to 858 code for a protein of 285 amino acids.
AUGAGAUCAGCAGCAAUCAAGUCAACCCUGGGGUCUGGCGUUUCACCCGUUCUGUUGGGCUUUAUCCCGGUGGGAAUAGCGCAUAUCUCACUGUACGCGACUCGAGGCUCACUCAGCAUGGAGAGGCAGGGUGAUGCUUAUAGUAAUCCAAGGCCCGCCGAUAAUGCUUCGCCGUGCGAGGUGGCUUCCGCGGUGGUCAAGGAGAUCCUCUCCCCUGGGCCGCCCGACAAAUGUCCUCCCGACAGCGUGCCUUAUGGGCAGCAGUAUUGGACGCAGGGUACGUCACAGGUCCAGCAGCAGCAGCAGCAGUCUUGGGUCCAGGUCCAGCCGCAGCAGUCUUGUGCCCAGUCUUGUGCCCAGGUCCAGCCGCAGCAGUCUUGGCCUCAGACCCAACCGCAACUGAUCGACCCUUCGGUGUUGUUUCCUCGCGUUAGGGAGCUACUGGAUCCGCAAGAGAGAGUGCCCGACACGUUUGAGGAGUUUUCAACUGCCACCUUCAGGGACCCGUUUUUAAGACGCAUGCAAAGCACAGUGCUGGAGGAAUACGACAGGCUGAAAGAGCAGUUUAUACAGGAGAUAGCGGGCAAGGUUCAUAACCAUUGUGACAUGGCCUACUAUAUCAACAACACCUACUUUUACGCCUGGCUUCUCGGACGACCCAUGACCUCUGCAGAACAAGCCAAGGCUGCCUUAAUCGGCAAACAGAACAAGGUCUCUUUCCUCCAAGACUUCGCUAACAAGACCAUGACAAAUGGACUGGCAGACACAAAACAUCUAAACGACGACCACCUGGAUUUCGAUGAUAGUGAUUAUGAAAUAGACGAAGAUGACAGCUACGAGGUUCUCCAAUCGUUCUAA